Molecule: messenger RNA, 1149 nt
Organism: Drosophila nasuta
Lineage: Eukaryota; Metazoa; Arthropoda; Insecta; Diptera; Drosophilidae
Exons: 3
Coding region: 266-1147 (293 amino acids)
Source: RefSeq, a predicted model, not a curated record
AUUAAUUUUUUACUGGCGGCAUCUAGCGGUCAGUGGUCAUCUUAUAAUAAUUUACUGCUUAUGCUGUGGUGGCGCCAUCUAUUGCACGUCGCUUUCCUCUUAGUAUCUUCUAUGUACACAAUAAGCAUUUUAAAGUAUGUUGUGAGAUCAAGAGCAAGUUGCUUUCAAUUUCUUUCAGUGAAUUCGCGACUCUACAAAGGCAAGUGAAACUGACAGAGCUGCGCUCAGAGGCAAUCGAACCGCCCAACUAGUAGCACGCCCCAAAAUGUGGCACAGCAGGUGGCACAAAUUCGUCAACGACUUGGGAGUGUUAAGUGUUUUCUUGUUGCUCUUCAAAGUUGGCAGCGCGCCAGCCACCAGUGACAGCUCCAGUCUCAACUAUAACAACUACAAUGGGAGCAUCAAACAGUUGCGUUUCCAUGACUUUGAGCCGCGACAACAACUGACGCGACUGGUCAAAGAAGGGAAAGAAGCUGCUGGUGAGCAGGAAGCUGGUCGUGAGGCACGUGGAUUCCACUUCAAUGCCAGUGGCCAGGAUGUCAAUGUGGAGCUGGAGUUCAUUGUACCCUUUGUCAGAGUGCCGGUGAAACGGAGCAUAAAACUGGCUCGUGAAGCUGUGCAGAGUGUGUUGAAUCUACAGAAGGGAGCACUGCUCAACACGGCUGUGAUUGUGGUUGCAGGUGCCAUCAUAGCGGGCAUAGUGCGUCUUGUGUUGGCUCCCAUUGUGUUCACCUCGUUGGCGAAUAAUUAUGCCGGCUACGUUGCCAAGGAAUACGAAGAAUCGACAAAAAAGCAUUUAACGCAGGUGCUGGAAUCCCAACUGGACGAGCACAACAUCGAUGUCUCUGUUUGCGCGCAACGCGCCAUUUGCCAGUACUUGCAACACAAUGCGGCACAAGCGCAUCGCUUGGAUACUGGUUUCUCUCUCUCAAACGCCGCCAGGUUGCUUCAUCUCAUGGCUAACUCUCCAUGGACUGAUUCUUUACUCAAUGGCACCGCAGUGUUCAGCGCCAUUGAUGUGGCACGCAGCAGUCGCAACUGCAACCAAGUCUAUCGCAGCUGCAGCUGGCCGCAGCUGCAAGGCAACAUCUUGCAGAGAUCCUGGCCAAAUGUCUUGCAGUAUUUCAACGGACGCUUGUUUCUUUAAUU